This is a messenger RNA of Orussus abietinus, 2798 nucleotides long. RefSeq lists its product as uncharacterized. Gene Ontology annotation, biological process: SCF-dependent proteasomal ubiquitin-dependent protein catabolic process. Gene Ontology annotation, cellular component: SCF ubiquitin ligase complex. Lineage: Eukaryota; Metazoa; Arthropoda; Insecta; Hymenoptera; Orussidae. The record is from RefSeq and is a predicted model, not a curated record. The transcript has 2 exons. The coding region runs from base 223 to 1953 and encodes 576 amino acids.
GGAUCGUCUGGGAAAAGUCUGUAGGAUUUUUGAAAUCUAGCAUGAGCCUCCUAGAGUUCUUGCGGAGAUAGUGAAAAUCUAUUGCCGCCGAGAGUCGUUUAAAAAAGGAAGGCUCCUCGGCUCGAAAUCGCCUGUCAGCCCAGCGCGUAACUUGUCAAGUUAUUAAGUGAAACUUUAUGCAGAUACCUUCCUGGGCUUUUGCGCCUGAAUGAACAAGAGAAGAUGCCUGGCCACCGUCAGCCUAACUCCUUGGAGGAGCUUAGUUUGGGACGUGUGUGCCAACAACUCGACGGGAUGUGCCGACGCCUGCAACUGCUUUCUCAAGAAUCAUCGGCAGCUCAAGUCCUAGCAUUUGCAAAACAACACAUCAGGCCAUAUUAUGUUAAUUCUCUACCGGCUCGGUUACGCUGUCAAGUCAUCGAAGAAACGUCAAAGAUGCUUUAUGGACCAUCUACGGAUGGAUCUACUCUGAUCUCAGGCCCGGCUCCGUUAUAUCUGCUAGCGCUACUUCUCGGCCACGACAUAAAACAGUUAAGAGUGAACUUGUGUUGCUACUAUGGAUGUAGUCAUCAGACGUCGCUUUUAAAACUUUUGGCUACGGAAGGCGUGGGUUUGGAAUCUUUGGAGCUAGCUCGAUCCGCUUUACUAAGAUUGGACUGUAAACUGUUACGAUCGGCACUGAUGAGUACGAAAAAUUUAGUAAGUCUAACGCUCCGUAACAUAGCCAGUGACGCCGUUCUACAAGUGGUGGGAAGGGCUUGUCCGAAGCUGGUCGUUUUGGAUGUAGCGUGUUCACGCCAAGUAACGGAUGUGGGAUUAAAACAACUCUUACUCCAGGUAGAACUCAGAGACAAAGCACCCCACGUGGUAAUGCAAGAGCCUACGAGUUGGUCGAGACUGAAAAGGUUAAUUUCAAAGAUUAAAGUUUUGAAUUCAAAGACUAAAAAGAAAGACAAGCAAAUGGGAGUAUUUCUCGAAUAUUACGAGAGCCGAAACUUCCUUUGCGACACGCUCAAAGUACUUAAUAUAGCAAAUACAAGUGUAACUAGCAUCGGAGUACUGCUAGCUUUAUCGCAUGUCCCCAAGCUAGAAUCUCUGGCGGAAUACAAUCACAUGGGAAGAGUCGUAGAAAUUAUGAACAGAGGAGUCGUCGACUUAAAGACUCCUUUCAGCUUGACUCAGGCAAGAAGCUGCAGAACCACUACGGCUCGACUACAACUCUUGGCUCAAGCAUGUCCACGAAUAGAGAAACUGCACAUCUCGGAGCCGCUGCAUCCACCGGAAGCUCUCAGAUUAUUUCCUUACGUCACUUCUCUAAGUGUGAACGCGAUUCCACCUCAAAGGGAAUGGUUCGAUGGAUUCUAUGAUUACCUUCGUACAAAUGGCCAGAACUUGCAGGAGCUUAAUUUGAAAGUGAAGCAAACCGAGAAUCCCGUGCAAAUGGACCUGAAGGAAAUCUUUAGAAACUGUCCUAACCUCCGAACACUGACCAACGAUGAAGCUAACAUAUUUUGGUCAGAGGGGCCUGACCCACCGCUGUUAAAACAACUGAAAAAAGUCCAGUUAGGGAAAAUCGUCAAUGCCACGACCAUCAUAAAAGUUCUCUCCCUUGCACCCGAGCUGACGGUUCUCCAUGUGCAUAGUUGCUUCGAUCUGACGGACGUCCACUUGGAAAAAUUGUUAGGAUCAAAAAGUAUUCAUAAGGACAAGAGUGAAGUCGGUCUUGUACAAAAUUUAACGUGCUUCUACAUAUACGUGGCCAGCAAAGUAUCUGCACCCACCGUGUUGAAUAUGUUCAAAGGCUGCAAAAAGCUCAGAAGGAUCGGUAAUCUCGCCAACUGGGGCUUGGACUGUGACGGAGUGCGAACGUUAAGGACUACCCUGGCACAAGCCAACCUUGACGUGGACUUGUGUCCCGGGUCUCACUGGUUUUGGAGCAAUUGUAUCCAAUGACGUAUCCGCGAUGCUGCGGCUCGAUCACGAUUGGCUUUUCGUAAAUUUAUCAGUAUUAAAAAAAGCGUUUACUAGUAACGUCCGUUAAGUUACGUAAGUUGAAUGUCUGUGACUCAAUGAUAAGGAGAAUAUAAAAAUAGGAUUACGUGUUUGUUACGCUUAGCCGUAUAUUGUAAAGCGAAACGUUUUUCACAUACGAGGGUAAUUUCGAGUGCUCGAGAUAGAGGAGUAAGGAUCGAUUGCAGAGAGUACCGUAAACGGAUCUCAUUAACGGUACUUGGAUACAAUUUUUAACCGAUCACCCUGCUGCCGAAAUUAUGAUAUCGUUACUUAAUCCGUGGAUUGGAUAAACCGUGUCUUUUAAUUUCCGUCGUUAAGUGUAAUUUAUCCUUAACUUUUUUUUGUGUUCAAAUUAGGCUAAAAAAAAAGUGAAGCUCGGAUCGCAUAGAAAUGCAGAUGUAUCAUUAAUGUCAAACACACAAGGCGAGCUAUAAAUGAAACCAGGAAAUCGACUGUCGAGCAGAAACAAUAAACCGACAAUUACCCUUCUACAUAAAUCUGACUCCACGGUAAAUGGAUUCGAUAAAAGAUAGUCGAACGGAAAAUCUAUUAGCGUCUUGGAGAUUCCUUUGACCGUUGCAGCGUGCUUAAUGUUUAUAAAUAAUCCGACCAGAUGGAUGGUGAACUUCCAGUUGCCGCAUCCUAUUACGCGAGUAAAUUGUCAUUCACUGUUACGAGACCUAACGCUUCCAAGACUGUUCAUCACUUUGCUCAAACAGGGAAAAACCCAUGUUUCUUUUUUUUCCUAAUAAAAACCCGUCACGACGAACGGCGUAUAAAAAUGA